Molecule: messenger RNA, 4357 nt
Organism: Petromyzon marinus (sea lamprey)
Lineage: Eukaryota; Metazoa; Chordata; Hyperoartia; Petromyzontiformes; Petromyzontidae
Biological process (GO): extracellular matrix organization
Molecular function (GO): extracellular matrix structural constituent conferring tensile strength; serine-type endopeptidase inhibitor activity
Source: RefSeq, a predicted model, not a curated record
GCCUCCGUGAUGCCCUUCACUUUGCAGGUGGAAACCUUUCGGCGGAGCUACGCGCGAGCCGUACGCAGACUCCAGGUGCGUCUCACCACGAGCGUGCACUGCAGGUGUGAGCUCGUUGACCACGGGUGAAGCGAAUGGCCGGCGCGAUAGGCGGCUUGUGAGAUCGCGACGGGCGAGCCUUCUGAGCGACAAGCUCCAGGCUUGGUCUUCAGAGUGCUGUACAGGUCCAUGUCCCCGUUAAGGGCCACGCCUGCCGCGGGCGGCGGUGCGCAGCUUCGCGGCUCCACGGUGGCGCUCUUGGUGCUGCUGCUGUGCUGCAUGGAGGAGCUGGCGAGUUGCCAGCGGGCGGGCGGCCGGCGAGAUUCGACAAGGAGGGCCCCCGCAUCGUUGCGCCACAAGAGGCCCCAGGCAAACCCGAUGCCCGCUUCGUUGUACGGGAGCGACGUCCCAGACCUGAACUUGACCUGUGCCAUGGAGAUCGCCUUCCUCAUCGACAGCUCGGAGAGCGCCAAGGGCAGCAACUACAAUUUCGAGCAGAAGUUCGUGCUGGACUUCACGGCGAUGCUGCAGAGGGAGGCCGCCCUCGCUGGCAUCCUCAGCUGGAGGAUCGGACUCCUCCAGUACAGCAGCACGGUGCGCGUGGAGCAGAUGCUGCGGGACUGGCAGGGACCGGACGAUUUCUCCGCCCGGGUGCGCCAGAUGACGUACAUCGGACACGGCACGUACACGGCGUACGCGCUGGGCAACCUCACGGAGCUGUACGACGAGCAGGCACGGGCCGGCUCGGUGCGAGUCGCCGUCCUCGUGACGGACGGCGUCGACCACCCGCGCGGCCCCGACCCGGCGCAGGCGGCGGGGGCGCUGCGCGCGCAGGGCACGCGGCUCUUCGUGCUGGGCCUGAGCAACGUGGCGCGCCAGCCGGACAACGCGGCCCGCCUGCGGCUCAUGGCGAGCGCGCCGGCCACGCGAUACGUGCACGACCUGCGCCACCCGGCCACGCUGGGCACUCUCGUCGCCGAGCUGAACACGCUUGCCGAUGAAGAGUGUCCCAAGCAGCCGGCGUGCCAGUGCGAGAAAGGCGAGCGUGGAGCUGCGGGAAUCCCGGGUAGGAAAGGAAAACCGGGAAGGGAUGGUGCCCAUGGUGAGAGAGGACAAAAGGGCGACGCCGGGGUGCCAGGAACCCGUGGAGCUGAUGGCGCGGAGGGCCGGCCAGGAUUUUCAGGAGAGAAGGGUGACAGGGGUCAGUGCGGAGCCCCCGGCGAGAAGGGAGACAGGGGACCAGACGGGCCGAGUGGCCCAAGGGGACCCGAAGGCCCGAAGGGGCCUCCAGGACCUACAGGUGAACAAGGCCUCGAAGGCAUCCAGGGACCAAAGGGAGAGAGGGGCUUGCCUGGCCCUCCAGGUGUGCAGGGGGAGGCGGGCGUUGGACACCCAGGACCUAAGGGCGACUUUGGUUUCCCAGGCAGAGCCGGACCCGCCGGCCCCGCUGGGAUCGGGGAACCUGGGCUACCGGGUGCACCAGGACCGCAGGGACAGCCGGGCGAGAGAGGCCUCGCAGGGGAAGGUUUGCAGGGCGCCAAGGGUGACCGAGGGAACGAUGGCCCAAGGGGCCCCUUGGGGCCAGCGGGUUCCGGACAGAAGGGUGACAAGGGGGAGCUGGGGUUCCCAGGACCUGCAGGGUCCACGGGGCUGUCAGGAAAAGGUCUUCCAGGGGACAAGGGAGAUCAAGGCCCCAGGGGCUUGCCGGGCCCAAGAGGUCCUCCUGGUGAAGGCAUUCCUGGACCCAAGGGGAUCCAAGGCCUGCGGGGAGACCUGGGACCCUCCGGCAUCGGCCUGGAGGGCCCGCCGGGCCCCAAGGGAGAACUGGGAACUCCCGGCCUCAACGGGUUGCCUGGGCAGCGUGGAGACGAUGGCGCUGACGGGCAAAAGGGAGAGACUGGUUUGCCUGGGCCCCGCGGGCCAGAUGGGCCACCAGGGAUUGGCCUGCAAGGGGAAAAGGGAGACCAUGGCCCAAGGGGACUAAAGGGGUUUCCGGGCAGCCCAGGCCCGGUGGGAGUCACGGGGCCCAAGGGCCAGCCAGGGCUGCCGGGGGUCGUCGGCAUGCCAGGGCCCGCGGGCCACGGCAUCGUGGGCCCAAAGGGCGAGCCCGGCCAUGCUGGGCCUCAGGGGCUCAUAGGUGAGAUCGGGAUUGGCCUGCAGGGACCAAAGGGGGAGAGAGGAUUCCCAGGUCCGAUCGGACCCCAAGGUGGCAAGGGAGAGGGCUACCCAGGCCCCCAGGGCCUGCAGGGCCUGCCGGGACUCAGGGGCGAGCCGGGACUCGAAGGCGUCGGGCUGCCCGGUUCAAAGGGGGACACCGGGAUCCGGGGAUUACCGGGAGGUCGGGGCCCCCCAGGAGAGGGGCAGCCUGGUCCAAAGGGAAACGUCGGCCGGCAGGGCCCACCUGGGCCCCAUGGACCGUCUGGGGAGGGCAUCCAGGGAGCCAAGGGGGAGCAGGGAUUCCAGGGCCUCCCCGGACCACGCGGGCCUCUCGGGGAGGGUAUCCCCGGACCAAAGGGCGACCGAGGUCUGCACGGAGAGAAGGGUCGCAAGGGAGAUGCGGGCAGCUCCGGUGAGAAGGGGUCCCUCGGUGCUAUGGGCAGGGUCGGCCAGAAAGGCGAUCCGGCGCUGACUAGGCAAGAAAUCAUUAAGUUGAUCAAAGAGAUAUGUGGCUGUGGAGUGAAGUGCCGGCAGCGUCCGCUCGAGCUCAUGUUUGUGAUCGACAGCUCCGAGAGCGUGGGCCCCCACAACUUCCAGAUCAUCAAGGAGUUUGUGAGCGCGCUCACUGAGAAGCUGCCCAUUGGACGCAACGCCACCCGGGUGGGCCUGGUGCUGUACAGCCGGGAGGUGCAGUUGGAGUUCGGGCUGGGCCGGCACGCGAGCGCCGCGGAGGUGCGCCGCGCCGUCACCGCCAUGGCCUACCUGGGCGAGGGCACCUACACGGGCACGGCGCUGCAGCGCGCCGUCGCCGAGGGCUUCGCGGGCGCCCGGCACGGCGUGCCCAAGGUGGCCCUGGUGCUGACGGACGGCGAGACGGACCCGCGCGAGCCCUACCCGCUGGGACAGGCGGUGCGCGGGGCGCAGGUGGCGGCCGUCGAGGUGUACGCCAUCGGCAUCGUGAACCGCAGCGACCCGGGCCACGCCGCCUUCGUCGGGGAGCUCAACCUCAUCGCGUCCGACCCGGACGAGGAGCACGUCUACCUCAUCGACGACUUCAACACGCUGCCAGCACUGGAGAUGAAGCUCGUGAGCCAGCUGUGCGAGGAUGAGGACGGCACGCCUUUCUCGCCGGCACCAAAACCUCCCGUGCGGACUCCAGCCCUCCCGGCGACGGCGCACAAUGGCAGGAGCCCGGAGGAGCGCGGGAAACGCAUGCAGGAUCGAAACGGGGAGCCGGGACACUUUGGCAACACCGUCGAGGCGGUCACGGCCACCUCGUUGCUCGUGACCUCCGUGACCCCGGAGUCCUUCCUGCUGACCCGGCGACCCCCGACCCCGGACCACGCACUCAGGUGCCAGGUUCAGUUGGACCAGGGGCCCUGCCGUAAUUUCAUCUCCCGCUGGUACUACAACGGCGACGCCAACGCCUGCGGGAAGUUCUGGUACGGAGGCUGCGAAGGAAACGACAACAACUUCUUGACCUCCGAAGAGUGCCAAAGGACGUGCGUCGGGUCUCAUGCCAAAGGGUUGGGGCCAGAUGGACGGUGAAUGUCAAGCAGCAAUCAAGCAGCCCGUGCCCUCCCCCCCCCCCCCGCCCGCCCGCCCCCCACAGGGGAGGGAAGCGAGGCAGUGAGGCGCCAGCCGUGUCAACGUCUCCCACAACCGGCCCUCGCGUUAAACUGAGCUCGUAAUUCCUGGAUGUCGACGAAAAGAUUUGCGAAGCACGACAGAGCACUCAGGUUUAGUCUCAACGACCACAGCCGUUCGUGUCACUUUUCGAAACGCCGCACAUGUUUUUUGCGCGUGUGCAGGUUUUUACGGAGUGGGGGGGGAGGGGGGUUUACAUGAAAACUAAAAUAACAAUCCUGUGUUUUACUAUCCACCAGAGGACUAUAUAGUAUAUAUAUUGGAUCGUAAAAUGGGCAUUAUUGUCCUUGCUCAGUCGAUGCAAAUAUUAAUUGCGUAAAGGCACUAAAGCAGUAUUUAACCACAUCAUAAUAGCUCCCGACCUCGAAACAGAAUUAUUACAGCUAUAUUUUGAUUUACAGCUUUCGUGACUGCAGGGAUUCAUAUUCUUGGUUCUUUCGGUAAAGUCACGUAGAAGGGAAGCAAUAAAAUAAUAAAAAUAUAAAACAAUAAAAUUCUCACGACGUUUCGACUG